Musa acuminata AAA Group (dessert banana) is the source of this 619-nucleotide messenger RNA. RefSeq names its product abscisic stress-ripening protein 5. Lineage: Eukaryota; Viridiplantae; Streptophyta; Magnoliopsida; Zingiberales; Musaceae. The record is from RefSeq and is a predicted model, not a curated record. The transcript has 2 exons. The coding region runs from base 1 to 432 and encodes 143 amino acids.
AUGGCUGAGCAGCACCACCAGCACCACCACCACCUCAUCCACCACCACAAGGAGGCGAAUCCCGCCGACGAGGUGGUCUACACCGAGACCGGCUCCACCGGCAAAGACGGGCACACGACUGGUUACGUGAAGACCACCGAGGUGGUCACCAACGACGGUGGCUACGAGUACAGGAAAGAGGAGAAGCAACACAAGCACAGGGAGCACCUCGGCGAGAUGGGCGCCCUCGCCGCCGGUGCCUUCGCGGAGCAUGAGAAGCACAAGGUUGAGAAGGACCCAGAGCACGCUCGUAGGCACAAGAUGGAGGCGGAGAUCGGCAAGGCAAUGGCAGUGGGCAGCGGAGGGUACGCCGCCCACGAGCACCACGAGAGGAAGGAAGCCAAGGAGCAGGCCGAGGAGGCUCAUGGGAAGAAGCACCACCAUUUCUUCUAAGACGGUGCAGACCCUGCAUGGAUUGUUCGGGUUCAUGGUGACCUUCCAAUGUUGGUAAUAAUCGAAGCACGUGGUUCUGGACCGCGUGAAGGCCUUCGUUUGUGUGCGUGUGUUUAAGAUUCACGAAAUUGCUUGAUCAAUAUGAUUGAUAUUAACUAAUAAAGUCUCUGCUUGUGUUUCCUUUGCU